AUAGUCUACGUCAACGUUGACAAGUGCAUUGUCCUGUCUCGGAAGAUGUUCGAACAAUACAGCGGUUCUUUUAAAAGUCGCUAUUUCGGAUUGAAGUUCCUAAAUGUCAAACUGCUUAAAAAGUCAACGGAGUCCGCGCAGAGAAGUAGGUAAGGCGAAACGACAAGGAUUCUGCGUUCAGGAGUUUCUCGACGGCUCCAAAUACGAGGGGGAGUUUGUGGAUGGCCUCAAACAAGGGAAGGGAAAAUAUACGUGGAAAAAUGGAGAGUUCUAUGAAGGCUCUUUUUACAAAGACUACAGACAUGGUGAUGGAAUGUACUAUUGGCCAUCGGGUAAUAAAUUCUACGGUAAAUUUUACCUGAAUUGGAGAGAAGGCUACGGAAAACACAUUUUCCCUGAUGGAGCCAUAUUUAAGGGUUUGUACCAUGCUGACCAAAGGUUUGGUCCUGGUGUUCUUACUGCGCCAUAUGGAUGUCAGGAUGUGGGUAUUUGGCACGGGAAGCACCUUAUACAACUGUGCAAUACUGUUGAAGGUAGCUUCCGCUUAGAAGAGUUUACAGAAUAUUCUGUCGAUUUGGAGCAAACUACCACUUCAAAUUUGAGUGAGACUCCCCAAACAGUUCUCUCCGAGGGAUACACCAAGACAGAUUCAGGGGCAGACAGAGAUGAUCAUUUGCUGCUCUAUGACGACAAUACUAUUCUUCCCUCUGCUUUUGAAAAUUAUUCUACUGAUAUUGACCACCUACCAUUGCCGCCGCAUGUUAGAAGAGAGUUCGACCAGAAUUUUUUUGGCCAGUUGUGGGAACCUGAUUCCCACCUGGAUGAAGGCUACAAACAAGAUCCAUCCUCUGUCCAGCCUUUACCAGCCAAAAUGUUGGCUCACAUUCACAAACACAGACAACAGGCUAAAACAAUAGACUGGCCUGUCGCAAACGUACUUUCAUGUAAAAGAGACUUUUUUGGGCCAAAAGGACCUUUGGAAAUCGCAUCUGAGCUGCUGAUUCAUCAGGCUUCCAUCGGAGAGCGACAGACUGUUUUACAGAUUCUCCUGGAUGGCUGUGUUCACCCUGACGUGGCAGAUUCUCAAGGGCAUACGGCACUCAUCGCUGCCACAAUUCACUGCCAAAAUGAUGUGAUCAAUCUCUUACUGGAUAUGGGAGCUUAUAUCGACAGGCUGAAUUCUGAGGGCAUGUCAUGUUUGUCAGUGUGUCAUGUCCUGUACUAUCCAAUCAAGUGUUUAUGCACAUUUUCUGCACUUCAAGAAGAAACAGAGGAUAUCAUUGAAAGGCUCCCUGAUGAGGAAUUGACUCUUCCAGAUGAUUAUAACAGAGGUAACGAGGAGAACAUACAAUCUUUGGAAGGCUCCAAUCAGCUGGACAAUGAACUGACCUCAGAACCGUACUUUUCUUCUUCCUGCUCCAUGUACAGCUACGACAUAGAAGUCUCAGAAAAGCUCCUGGAGGUUGCAGCUGAAGCCCUGAGUCACACCGGCUUUCCUCAGCAAUCUGAUACUGAGGAGACCGUUCGCAAAAUGGCAGCAAAAAAAUUCAUGCACCGUUUUCGUUUGUCCACACUGAAUCUGUUAUUGGAUCGGGGCGCUAACCCCAAUAUAUCCAAAGUCCCCUUACCUGUCCUCUUUGUGGCCAUUAUGGCGAGAGACACUGAAACUGUCAGGAGACUUUUACUGAGUGGAGCUCAUACUGAUAUUGCUCUGUCGCUUGAGCGGAAAGGCCAUUAUCCUCUGCAUGUGGCUGCAACUUUGCCAGGCCCAGAAAGUCCCAAAAUCAUAGAAAUGUUGCUGCAUGCUUUGUCUGACCCAGAUGCACGGGCAUCUGACCAGAAUGAGAGCUAUGAACUGGAUAAGGUUUCCAUAAUAAUCAGAAGAUUAUGCAGGGUCCCCUGGGAGCCAAGUCCCAAAGAAGGAGGUCGAACAGCUCUACAUAUUGUUUGCCAACGAGAAACUGAUCACAUGAAUGCAUGCGAAGCAGUAUCGGUCUUGCUCUCUCACAGAGCCAGAACAGACCUCCUCUGGAGUGGACACUCGCCUCUUUCCUUGGCUAUAUCAACUGGCAAUGAAAUGGCGGUGCAGGAGCUAUUAAAAGGAGGUGCAGAUCCAAACAUACCAUUGGGUCUCGGAGUGGGUAAUGCCCUCUGUGCCCUCAGUAACUUCAGCUACAACUUGGAUGACAAAAGAGAAAAACUGCUGGACAUGUUAGAAAAGGCUGGUGCUGACAUGUUGAUGCCGGUUCAAAUUGGUGAUACCAAGGGAACGGCAGUUGACUAUGCACACUUCUCUUUCAACCAAGAUUCGCAUAUUGCCAAAAUACCCUUUCAUAGGCUAAGCAUGGAGGAGAGAGAAACAUUCAAAGCACGUCGCAACCUGCUUACCCUGAUGGGAGAUUUGCUUAGAUGCAAGGCUGUCAAGAGAGAGAAAGAAAUAUUAGAGAGUGAAGCAGCUAGCAGCAAAGUUCCCAUGACAAGGAUACCAUUUCAGUUCUGCUACCAUUGUGGGCGCUCUGCAACUGUGACUCUAACUGCUUGCACUCGCUGCCACCAGGUUCUUUUCUGCUCAACAAAUUGUAAAUUAAAAUCAUGGAAUAAGGGACACAAGGAAGAGUGUAUCCAGGCAGUGGCCGAACAAAUCAAGCUGGAGCAGAAGAAAAUGACCCACUGCUCUAAACCAGAUAAGAGCAAAGAAUGGCCUGCGGGCUUUAUACGACACGAGGGGCUUUUUAAUACGUGUCCGAUUAAAAAGAAAAAAUCAAAAUAAUUCAAUCCGUUCAUCUUGUGCCUGCAAUGCCCACGCUUCCCCAAUAAAUGACGCACUGACCAUUGGCGGACCUUUGUAGCAAGGCAGUGUUUUUCGUGUGACGUAACCGCACCGAAAUAAUGUGCAGUCAUUUUGAGUGUGUCGCAACAUUCAUACACACGUUGAAUCUUUGCUAGGCCCUAAAAAUGUUCAGCAUUUUAUGCGGCUUUCUGCUUUUCAUUCCCUAUAACAUUUGAUCAGCCAGAAGUAGGAUUGCCAACUCCCUGGGGGAGAAGAAAAAAAAAAAACGGGGACACCGUAUUUGGUAGAGCCGGCCGGCCUGAUAACUGUCACCAUAGGCGGAGUUUGACUAUUGGGGCAGGAGGGCACAACAUGUUGAUGACCCCGAAACGCAGUGUCAGCAAUAAAAUUAACUUACAAGAACAUUUAUAAUAAUAAGUUGACAAUGAGCGUAUUUUGUUUCCCAUCAUUCUUGAGGGGAAUCCUAAAUCAGGCUGCUUCAGCAAUACUUUUCGCCAAGCUCGUCAUCCAUUGAAUAGGGUACGCCCGCCGCUGUCGAGCCAAUGUAGUUACCACAGUCAAAAAAUGUAUCCCCUGGGCGGAGCUAUAUGGAGGUAGAUUUGUGUCUUUAUUAUUCAACCCACAAAAAAAGUUGAUUCAAUCAAAAUAUAUAUUUUCAAUCAAAAAA
Molecule: messenger RNA, 3458 nt
Organism: Corythoichthys intestinalis (scribbled pipefish)
Lineage: Eukaryota; Metazoa; Chordata; Actinopteri; Syngnathiformes; Syngnathidae
Product: ankyrin repeat and MYND domain-containing protein 1-like
Exons: 18
Coding region: 104-2770 (888 amino acids)
Molecular function (GO): protein binding
Source: RefSeq, a predicted model, not a curated record